AUGAAGUCGACUCUCCUGACUGCCAUUGUGGCAUCUUCCGCGGCCCUUGCAUCUGCUUUCCCGAAGGGCGUCUCGUUCGUCAAGGCCUCGUCUCUCUCUCAGAGAUCCAUCGACGAAGCCGUUCCCUUGACCUUCAUCGGUCAGGCAUUCGUCGACGGGCCCAACGUCACGCUCACCGGCACCGCCGAGUCCAUCUACAACGACCUUCUCGCCAUCAACCCCUCGUACAACGAGUGGGACUUCCCCGAGUACCAGGAGCGCAUGACCGCACUCGGGUUUACCAAGGAAUCGCUCCUCGAGCUCACCCACUCGGGCGACGCCAGCAAGUUGAGGAAGCGCGGCCACACCACCUGCAACCCCUCUGGCGACGAGGUCGGCAACUGGGGACUCCAGUGCAACGAGGGCCUGGGCUAUCUCGGCAGACUCAACGGCUACUGCCAGGCUCCCGCCGGCCGCGGUGGAUGCGCUCGCACCAGCUGCUCUCACGGCUGCGGAAUCUUCCUCUGCAACGACAACCCCAACCCGAUCUCGGUCUGGUGCGGCAACCAAGUCGGGGACGUCUACGACAUCGCGGCCCAGUGCGAACGCGAGAGGACCUCUUACGUCUUUUCCCUUCUGGGACAGAUCUUCCGCGACGGGCCGCCGGCCUGGAACACUGUUGUCAGGAACCAGAACUGCUAA
Messenger RNA from Colletotrichum karsti, 681 nucleotides. RefSeq lists its product as uncharacterized. The record is from RefSeq and is a predicted model, not a curated record. The transcript is spliced from 4 exons. Bases 1 to 681 code for a protein of 226 amino acids. NCBI's taxonomy places the organism in Eukaryota, Fungi, Ascomycota, Sordariomycetes, Glomerellales, Glomerellaceae.